AUGGUUGAAGAGAAAGUCUUAGGCUUCGUACGAAUUGGACUUCGUGGAUUUGCUGCACUUUGUGCAGUUAUCGUCUUCGCAGUCAUUGCAGACCAACUUCAGAGAACGUUUUUAAUUGCCGACGUGUGCGCAUACGGAUUAUCACCCCUGAGAGAACAACGGACUACUUCUAUUGGUGACACGAGAGCGUGCAACUAUGGGAUAGGCGUCGGCGUUCUGGCACUCAUCGCUGCCAUCGCGCUAAUCAUUUUUGAUGUUCUGACUGCUGUGCUCUCUGUCGGCGGAGCAACUCUGGCAAAAAUCGCUUCUAUUGUGGACGUCGUAGCAUCUGCGUUGUUGUCGCUUCUUUGGGUUGUUGGCUUCAUUUACUUGGCCAAGACGUGGGAUGAUUCCGACCCUAGCAGCCUUGCAUUUCUGUAUCCUGACGGCGAAGCACCAGCACGAGCUUCCAUCGCAUUUUGCUUCUUCUCAAGCGUGAUAUGGGUAAAGCUAAAACGUCUAUAA
Molecule: messenger RNA, 504 nt
Organism: Corticium candelabrum
Lineage: Eukaryota; Metazoa; Porifera; Homoscleromorpha; Homosclerophorida; Plakinidae
Product: synaptogyrin-1-like
Exons: 2
Coding region: 1-504 (167 amino acids)
Cellular component (GO): synaptic vesicle membrane; neuromuscular junction
Source: RefSeq, a predicted model, not a curated record